Messenger RNA from Prorocentrum cordatum, 4659 nucleotides. NCBI's taxonomy places the organism in Eukaryota, Dinophyceae, Prorocentrales, Prorocentraceae. The record is from the annotation of a GenBank genome assembly.
AGGCCGGCAUCAUAUUCUUCCUGUGCGAGAUGGGCCUGGAGCUGAGCUUCGACACCCUCCGCAACAUGCAGAAGGACGUCUUCGGCCUCGGGCUGGCACAGUUUGGCAUGACGUCGCUGGUGAUCUUCCUGAUCUCGAGGAGCCUUCUCGGCUGUAGCCCGGUGCAGGCGUGCAUAUUGGCAACGGCCUUGUCCCUGUCGUCCUCCGCGUUCGCCUUGCAGAUCCUCGACCAGGCCAAGGAGCGCGGUACGGUGUACGGGCGGUCCGCUUUCGGCAUAUUGCUGUUCCAGGAUCUCGUCGUGCCGCUCCUGCUGGUGUUGCUCCCCAUCCUCAGUGUCGGGCAAGGCAUCCCGGCGCUCGUCGGGGCGAUGAAGGACGCCGGCAUCAAUGCGGUGCUGGCGUUGUCCCCGCUGUUCGUGGGCGGCAAGUGGUUGCUGGGGCAGGCCUUCGGCUUCGUCGCGCAGUCGCGGAACACGGUCGCGCUGCGGUCGCUCUCCUUCUUCACCGUGCUGGGCACGUGCUACGUCUUCCAGGUCUUCAACCUGUCCAGCACCCUGGGGGCCUUCCUUGCCGGCGUGCUCCUGUCCGAAACUGCCUACAAGGGCCAGGUGGACAGAGUCAUCGCGCCUAUCCGGGAGGACCUGCUGGGGCUCUUCUUCAUCACGGUGGGGUUCGGCAUCGACCUCGGGCUCGUGUUCACCAGCCCCACGGUGGUGCUGGGCACCGUGUCGGCCCUGCUGCUCUGCAAGUCCGGUGAGUCCGACGGGUCCGGGGAGUCCGGUGAGUCCGGCGAGUCCGGUGGGUCUGGCGGGUCCUGCGAGUCCGGCAACGUGACGCGCACGGAGGUAACAGGGCCGCUCAGGAAGAUAAGCGAAGCGAUCGACGAAUUUCUGAUCCCGCGCGUGGAGUGGAGGUUCAGCCAUUGCAGUGGGGACUGGCGGAUGUCGAAGUGUGUCCUUCUGCGCGUGCCGGACAAGGCCUUCCACCAUUUUCUCUUGCUGGAUUCGUUGCAGUUCCUUGCCGAUGUGAAAGAUCCUAACAGGUGCCGCGCCACCGUCAUGGCUUCCAGCGGCUGGGUCGGGCAGGCCACGGAAGAAGACUUCUAUUUCGGUUUUGAGCAGUGGGUCAGCAAGGUUCGAGAUUCCCAGAAACGAACUGCUUUUCUGCCUGUGUGGUCUGAUCCACGUCUGGACAGUCAUACGGCGGAGUAUUUCAGUCCGUUCUGUGGGGAGGUGGACGUAUCCCCCAUGACAACUAGCACAGUCUCCCCCAUGACGAGGCAGGAAUGCUUUUUCUUGCCGACGUCCAGCUGCACGAUGGACAGUGCACACUGGGGGAAGAACUUGGUGAAUGGACACGACGAGAUCGCCCGCCGUGAAGCAGAGUGGCGUUCCAAGAACCAAGCGUGGCCUGCGUCGGGAACAGGCCCCGCUUGCACGGCGAUCCAUGUCCGCCACGGGGACAAGCUCACACCGUAUUGGAUACAAGAGCACGAUACCAUCGCUGGAGGCUUCAAUAAGAGCUUCGACGACUAUUUAAGCGUGGCGCUUAAGAUGAUGGAGGACAAGCCUCAGCUGACAGACGCUUCUCGGAGCAAGAAACUUCCGCUAAUAUUUUUGAUGACCGACGACGCUGACAUCAUCGCGGUGGCGAAGGGUUCUCGACGGGCCAUCAUCCAUACCGUGCCCCCGAGCACACCGCUCAACAGCUUGUCCGACUUUUACAAAGAUACAGACUCCAUUGGAAGCAGCGACUUUGGAUACUCGGCGGCCACUUCUGGGGACAUGUUGUCAUGGUUGUUGUCCAUCCGCCUCAUGAGCGCUUGUAAUUUCUUUGUCGGUAACACGGAGAGCUCGUUCUCAAGGUUUCUGUAUUAUGGCAUGUGCGAGCAGCGCCACGGCAGAUGCCCUCGCAUCUUCAGUUUUGGCCGGAGACAUGUGGAGUCCGAGCAGGCAAGUAAGCGCGGCCCCGAGCGGUUAAUCAUGGGACGUACGAGCGGCCAUGAGCGGUUAAUCAUGGGCUCCCACUGCAUCCGAUACGCUCUCACAGCCGGCGCCGGGCUCACGGUCGGCUUCUGCCUGGGGGCUGCCGCGGGCCUGGCGAGAUUGUCCGACUUGGCGGGAGCCUCGUACGCAAUCUCCUUCGGUUUCCAAGGGCUGCAGGAAAGCGCAGGGUCGCCGCCCGGGCGGACAGCCCUGUGCGCGGGCGAGCCCACCACAGGCGUUGGCGUGGCCGUGCCUGUGGCGGCAGCGACCGAGCGGGCCAGACCCCCGGUCCUGGCGGCGGCGAGCGUGGCGCAGGAGUUCGGGAUCGAUGGGCUUUGCAAGCAUUUCGGCUGGACAGCUCGUCCAGAGGGUCAGCGAAGACCGCGUCUAUUUUACUGCACCCUCGUCGGGAACAACGGCCAGCAGGACGUCUAUGACCUGACUUUCGCAGAGAUCUAUCCGCUCGUUGAUCGGAUCGUUGCUUGGGAUCCUUUAGUGACCAUGACAGGAGCUCCAAGGCAGCCGAGCUUGAACAUGUCUGACGCGAGGUGGAAGCGCUAUGGGGACAAGCUGCGGCACGUCGUGUUGGAGAAUCCGAUUCCAGAGUGGGACCCCAAACUAUUUCCGAAAUGGUCUUCAGAGCAGCGGGAUAAGUUGAGCAGGCCAGGGCAUCACCAAAGCACGGAUCCGUUCAUCUUGGAGGAGUGGAUCCGCGCCCAACUCCAAAGGGGCCUGCAGGACUCUGCGGGCACAUGGGAGUUGCACAAAGAGGACAUCCUCAUCGUCGCGGACUCUGACGAAAUCCCGCUUCGUGAGUCUCUUGUUGCCCUCGCUGAGUGUGAGAGCACCGUGUUCGCGGAGGUGAAGCGCAAGCUGGCUGGGGGCAGAAAACCACAAGACGCAUGCGUCAAGGACGCGAAGGUACUGUUGCGUUCCCAAGUGUUUGAGUAUUACAUCGAUUGUCCCACCACCGUUCCUGCGUGGUGGCACCCAGACGCUAUCCUCGCGGUCUGUGUCAUGGAUGGCGGGAUCGACAUGCAGGAGGUCCGCACUGGCAGCUCUGGCAGUAUGACGCCUGUCAUGGCCUCCCGUCACAUCCAUAAUUUUGCGAUGUCUAACGAUGAGGUCAUCUUCAAGUACACGCACUACGCGGAGCCUAGGGUGCCAGGUCUAGACGCUGGGCUGUCGGCCCCGACGAUUGACGAGAUGCGCUGGCGAGCCUGCGACCCGAAUGCAUUUGACAUUGGGCCUGGCGGCUGGUACAUGGACGUCAGGCCGUCCAAUGAGCUCGUCAGCCCGGCCAACACGCGUGGGUACCACCUGCCCGCGGAGCAGCGGCGUGGGAUCGACAGGCCUCUCGCGCUGCUCGAGGAGAGGCCAGAGUUGGCCGCGAAGAUCUUCUGGAAGGGGCACGACGAGCACGUGAACCCCUUCGUGGGGAAGCCGGGCGGGCAUCACGACUUCUCGCCAGGCUGGGAGGAGAAGCGUCGGAAGCCAGGGUGGUGAUGCUCUCGGGUCGGAUCGGGUCUGGCAUGGCAUUCGGAUGCAGUGCGGAACACCGUUGAGCCCGCGGGCUGAGCUCGGACAUGCCAUGAUGGCGCAUGCGUCCCGCACAUCCAGUACAGCGUUUCGUGGCCCCCUCCUCCCUUCUCCCUGCGUCUCACCCACCCAACGCCCCCAAACCCAUGCUCCCAGAAGGCCUUCUGGGAACCCGAUUCUUCGAAGGCCUUUCGGAAUGCAGAUUGGCAUGCGUGGACUGUGGUCCACUACUUCAGUGGAGCCUUGUGUUGGUUUGUCUUGUAGGGAGCUCGGGGGUACGCUUAUCCCGACUCUUGCUCUCACGGCGUUGUUGUGGCCUGGUGAGUUGUCCCCGGCCCCAUCGCCUGGCCCUCCACCCGUUUCGUGUGCGUGCACGCGUGCGUUGUGUGAUGCGGCCCACCUUUUUAUUCAGGGGCUAUCGCCCCACGGCCACGUGUUGGAGAUGCCGCUGAGGACAGGAGUUUGGCUCCCGCCCCGACAUGCUCGCAGCCGUGGCCUGUAUUUCCACAUGACCUCUGUACAGCCGAGGGCCUGCGGGUGCCGAGGCACAUUCCACGGGUGGGUUUCGCUUGCUUCCCGCCUAACUCUGGUGGGUUCGGUGCCGCGUCCCCCUGUGUCGAGAGCCUCUUUGUUUUGUUCCUCAUGGGAGGAUCGUAGCACGGCGCCCUGCGUGCCUCUGCUGGCCCCCGUCCAGGUGUAGCGGGGUCCCCUUGGGCCCCGUGUGCCUGUGAGGGGCCACUCUGAGGUGGGUCUCUGUUGCCUGGUCUCGGUUAGCGCCCAGGCUCACCCACCUCUCUGUCGCAGACGUGUCCGUACCGACUGCACUGCGCGGUCGGAUACGGCAGUGACUGUUUUCCCUCAGGGCCUCGCCCACCCUGAGUGGUGUAUGUGGGCUGCAGCGUGGGCAAAAAAAAAAAAGAAGGGAAACACGAACCGAGAAUCCGAAGUCUUGCCAAUUAGUCGUUGGCAAGGGUGGUGCACAGUUUUGCACCGGUCCCUUCCCUCGUUCCUCCUAUUUCCGCCCUCCGCGUUCGUGCUUCCUCCCUCCCACCCUCGUGCUGUGCAGCUACCAGCAGCGACGCCCCGCGCGCCUGUUCUUGCGCUGCCGAGCCCUGGGGCCGAGGAGACGUCGGGG